Molecule: messenger RNA, 2424 nt
Organism: Cyclopterus lumpus (lumpfish)
Lineage: Eukaryota; Metazoa; Chordata; Actinopteri; Perciformes; Cyclopteridae
Exons: 4
Coding region: 988-1938 (316 amino acids)
Cellular component (GO): nucleus
Molecular function (GO): DNA binding
Source: RefSeq, a predicted model, not a curated record
ACCUGCCUGAGAGGCGAGGUCGAGAGGCUGCGGACGUGCAUGUUGACGCUCGAGUGGGAGCCGCGAUAGGUGGCCCGUCCUCGGCUCGCACGCGCACGUCCUCGCGGUUAUUGACCCCCACGGACCAAAAUACCAACCGGAAUAUUCACACGAGGACGACAUAGGCCUACUGUGCAUCAUCAAGAGGCAAUUCCCUGCUUAUUAUUAUUUUUUAUUUAUAUAAAACCACUAGGAACACUCAUUCCCAGAUAAUUCUUUAUAAAUAAUUGAUAAUAAUAAGGAUUUACCUUAAAUAUACCUGCAUCCUAUCCUAGGACCUUUUUUGUAAACAAGAAGAACAAAUAUGUGCUGCAGAAUAUGUAAGAAAAAAAAUGUAUAUCUAAUACAACUUUGCCUCUGUUGGUGAAUAGUUUCAGCCAAUGAUACUGUAACGGACUGUAAUGUUUACCUGUUGUGUUAUAAGUGAUAUUGUGUUUACAGGAAGAAGUUGUUCUCGAAAAGAAGAUUGUUGACCUGUGUAGCUGUGAAUCCUGUCAAUCAUCCUGGCUACCUAUGGGGGUGGGUGGGACACAUACUUGGGAUUGGCAGAGCGAGUGAAGGGGGUUGUUGUUGUUUGUGUUACUACCUGUUGAGCUUGUGUACUGUCCCCCAACGUCUCUGGUGCUUGUUGUAACCAAUGUGAGCAUGGCUUCAGGCUGAGGUGUGGCCAGAUUACCAUGAAAUUUGUAUCUAGGCAACGGAACACAUUUGUGGUCAUGUGACCAUUAUGUUUUCAAGCCCCUCCCAUUCCACCCUUGCCAUGAAGGAGAAGUUGGUGCUGGUGCUGUGGCACACAUUCCCUCCACACAUGAUUCACAAUGUGGAUGAAACAGGUGUCUUUACAGUACAAAAGCCACGGCAGGUUGUGACAGAGAAAGGAAAAAAAGCAAGUUGGUUCUAUCACAUCGGCUGAGAGAGGAGAACUGGUGACUGUGGUGUGUGCAGUGAAUGCUGCCUCCCAUGUUUAUCUUCCCCAGAGUUAGGUUUAAGGACCACUUCAUGAUCGGAGCACCUCCAGGAGCCAAAGGUGCCUCCACCAGAACGGGAUGGAUGAAUGAAGACACCUGGCCUGAGUUCCUUGAUCACUUGAUACAGCACACUAAGUGCACUCCUGACCAUCCCAUGCUGCUAAUCCUUGAUAAUCUUAAAGCUCACAUCUCACUCAAGGCAGUAGAAAAAGCAAAGAGCAACGGUAUUGUUCUUUUCACCCUUCCACCCCACACAUCCCAUCGCAUGCAGCCUCUCGACGUGACCGUGUAUGGCCCGUUCGAGUCCCUAUACAGCCGAGCUCUUGAUGGGUGGAUGAGAUCUAACCCUGGCAAAACAGUCUCCAUUUACCAGAUUGCAGGACUUGUGAAUGAGGCCUUCUUUUCAGCAGUGACACCACGGAAUAUCACUUCUGGAUUCAAGUCCACUGGGAUUUUCCCAUAUAACCAAGAUAUUUUCCCUGAGGAAGCGUUUGCACCAUCCAUGGUGUCCGACCGGCCAAAUCCUGAGCUGCAGCCUGCAUCCACUGGUCCAUCCACUUCAGAUGAUCCAGAUGGUCCACUCCCUGCAGAUGAACCACCUGCUGCAGAUGAUCCACUCGCUGAUGCAGAUCCACCCACUGCGCAUGGUCCACAUGGAUGUGCCUCGCCAGCUGACUCAGAUGUGCCACGUGUUCCCAGCCGACCUGGAUAUGUGUCUCCUCGUGAAAUCCUACCACUUCCCAAAUGUCCCCCCAGAGCACAAACCAAAAGAAAGCGUGUGAAGACAGCCAUCGUUACUAAUACUCCUGAGAAGCAGACAAUAGAAAAGGCUUAUGAAGAGAGACAAAAGAAACUGGCAGGGAAAAAGCAAAAUAGCAAAGAAAAGGGAAAACCAGAAAAGGAAAGCACCCAAAAAGAAAGAGGAGAGUGAUGUCCCUGUCCCACUUGAUGAUGAGUUUGACAAAGAGAGCUCUGAGGAUGAGAGAAGUGAUCCUGGAAACACAGAUCUGUCCGUGGGUGACUUUGUCCCAGUUAACUUUGCAACCAAACACAGGAGUCUCCGUUACAUUGGCAUGGUUGAGAAAGUUGAGGAUGACGAAGUUCUUACACAAUUCCUCAGAAGAAUCCAGGGAAACAAGAAAGAGUUUGGAGAGACCCGCGUUUGCUAUAAAGGAAAGUGAGGUGGCACAUGUUCCUAAAGGUGAUGUGGUGAAGAAGCUGCCUCAACCUAAUAGGCCUGGAGGAACCACACGGAGAGAGAGCAACUCUUUCCCUGUAACCUUCAGGGCUGGAAAGUAGAGUAGGCCUUGUUAUAGAGUAUGAGGCUGAUGUUCUAAUCCAGGUGGGUCUAGUCUUGUGUUCUGAGUCCCAGGCUGUUCUAGCUGGUUCUCAUUAUGGUCCCAUGACUGUGUUCUAA